AUGCAUGCUCAUCGGGUGUUUGCUGGAUGCGAUCAAACUUUCGUCAUUACUCACAGGCCUUCUUGUCCUCCCGGCUCCUUCUCCGCUACGGGACUGCAGCCAUGUACCAUCUGUCCUGCUGGCAAGUACCAGGGCAAGGCCGAGGGUAAGGUUUGCGAGCCCUGUAUGCAAGGCAAGUACUCAGAGGAAGGAUCGAGUGACUCUUGCACACCUUGUCCAGCUGGAAGGUAUCAGAACGAAUCAAGACAGACAUUCUGCUACGACUGCGAUGCUGGGAGCUUCUGGAGUCCAACAGGAGCAGAGCCCUGCAACAGGUGCCCACUUGGUCAGUUCAGCGUCGCAAGGAACAGCUCGACGUGCUCGUUGUGUCCAGCUGGAACCUUCUCUUCCAUGCUCUCGCCUGCUUGCGUCUCCUGUGGCCCCGGCUUCGUCUCUUCUCAGGAUGGCUCCAGCACAUGCAGCGCAUGCUCGCCGGGUUACUUCAAGAACGAGAGCGGAGCAGCGACCUGCGAGCCCUGCCUUCCAGGC
Molecule: messenger RNA, 528 nt
Organism: Guillardia theta CCMP2712
Lineage: Eukaryota; Cryptophyceae; Pyrenomonadales; Geminigeraceae
Exons: 3
Source: RefSeq, a predicted model, not a curated record